Molecule: messenger RNA, 798 nt
Organism: Trichomonas vaginalis G3
Lineage: Eukaryota; Parabasalia; Trichomonadida; Trichomonadidae
Product: phosphoinositide 3-kinase gamma adapter protein p101 subunit family
Exons: 1
Coding region: 1-798 (265 amino acids)
Source: RefSeq, a predicted model, not a curated record
AUGAAAGACAAAAUCAAUCAACAGAAAAUCCUAUUCGGCCAGAUUCCAUCAUUUGGUAACAUGCUUUCGCAAGCUAUUUCACAUGAAAAUAUAAAAUUUAAUAAUAUUGAUUUUUCAAAUGAAAAUUUACUUAAUGAGCGUGUUUUCCUAAGCGAGAAAAGAGCAAGACCAGCUCAAGAUGAGGAAGAUGACGACGAUGAAGAUGUUGAUACGUCAAAAAAGACAAAAGAUGAAGAAACAGUUGCUUCAAGAACUCAUGACAAAGAUGUUGUAUCUACCCAGGAAUCUUCAAAUUCAACUUCCACAAAAACAACAAAAUCAAAAUCGAAAAAACAAAAACAAAAAGAUGUUGAAUCAUCGAAAUCUGCACCAGAAACAGAACAAAUUAAAACUGCCAAUGAUACUCAAGAACCAAAAAAGAAAACAAAAAAGAAAUCUAAAAAACGUGCUGAAAAAGAAGAAGUAGAAGUUGAAAAACCAAAGUCAAAAUCAAAAUCUUCAUCAAGUGAUGAUAUUAGCUUUGAAUCAGACGAAACUGAACAUAAAUUUGUUCCAAAUGGAAACAUUCCUAAGAUUGGAUAUCCUGGCUUUGUUCCAGUUCUGAUAGGAUUCUUAUCACUGAUAAUUCUUAUAUAUACAAUCAUAGCCAAACCAAAAUUAGAUUUACCAUUAAUGCAGAAUGCUGAGAGCUUAAUUGAUGGACCAGAUGAUCCAUUAGUAGAAGGUGUUGAAACUAAUGAUACUCAUGAGGAAGAAAAUGUGGAACUUAAUUCAUUGAAACCACUCAAUCCAGAAUAG